Diospyros lotus (date-plum) is the source of this 1985-nucleotide messenger RNA. RefSeq lists its product as uncharacterized. The transcript has 4 exons. The record is from RefSeq and is a predicted model, not a curated record. NCBI's taxonomy places the organism in Eukaryota, Viridiplantae, Streptophyta, Magnoliopsida, Ericales, Ebenaceae. The coding region runs from base 35 to 1840 and encodes 601 amino acids.
CGUUUAAGAAAUCUUCCUUCUUUUUCCUUUCGCAAUGGUGGUGAAGAUGACGAAGUGGUCGCCGUGGCCGCCGGCGACGGCGAAGAUGUUUCAGGUGAAAGUGAAGGAAAUGGAGCUCUUAGAUUUCUUCAACGACGAAGAAGAUGGCGAUGGCGGAGACAAGGUAAUGGCGAUUGAAAUGAGAUGGAAAGAAGCUCGAAAGACUGCCCUGGUCCCGUUCCACCGACUUCAGUCGUCGAAGCGGCGGAAGCAUAUUUCGCGCGAGAUCGUGUUGCAGAAAGGCGAAGCCAUCAAAUGGCAGGAUGAAUUUGAGAAGGUUUUCAGCUCUCCGAUCGCGUCAAAGGACGCCGACGAAUUUGGUCCGUCGGAAGUUUCGAUCGCUUUGCUAUAUGGAGCUAAGAACAGAGGCAAGGCUAAAAUGGCGGUGGUCGGGAACGUGGUGCUGGAUUUAGCCGAACUGGCUUCGAAGGCGGAGGCCGUGGUUGAAACAAAGGUUCCGAUCACCGUCAAUCACGCCGGAGUUGCCACAGAAGCCGCUCUAUCGGUGUGCUUCAGCUUCAUGGAGGUUAGAAACUCGGAAGACUCGGGAACGGUUCAAAACUCGACUGUGUCGGAGAACGCGGGAGUGAGUUCGGACGAGUCAGCGGUGACCGAUUCAGAAGGCACGCCAGAGAAUGAGUUGGUUGUCAAGACACGCCGGGUUGAAUUGAGCUCGUCUUCCGAGUCCGAAUCGGGUUUGAGUUCGGAGACCCAGGCGGACUCGGUCAAGAAGGCUGGGCUGUUUUCCUGGAAGAGGCGGAGGUUGAGCUUAAAACCUGGGAAAACGAAACCAGAACCGUCGAUUAAGAAGACCAUCGACGACGAUGAUGAUGAUCACGACUCCAAGAUGGACGUUGGCCUGCACCACAACCCCAAACCAUAUGCUACUGAAGCAUCUUGUGAACCUGGCCGAGAGCAGGAAGAAAGUAGCGCAACCGGCCAUGGCCAUUGGGAAGAAAAGGAGGUACUCAGCAGAGAUGGGGAAUCGAAGCUGAGAGCCAGUGUGUUCUUUGCCGGCUUCGACCAGCGGAGCGACAAAGCCGCCGGGGAGAGCGCCUGCACGGCACUGGUCGCGGUCAUAGCCCACUGGCUUCAGUCCAACCAAGACACAAUGCCAACAAGAUCAGAGCUCGACCGGUUAAUCGUCGAAGGCUCCUCCGAAUGGAGAAAACUCUGCGACGAGGAGGCCUUGAAGCAACGCUUCCCCGACAAGCAUUUUGAUCUCGAGACUGUCGUGCAAGCCGGUCUCCGGCCGGUCUCUGUUUCGCGCGACAAAUCUUUCAUCGCCUUCUUUGCUCCCGAGAAGUUCGAGUCCCUGAAAGGAGCCAUGUCUUUUGAUCAGAUAUGGGAUCAGAUCAGCAGCUGUGAUGAAGGUAGCAGGCCGCCGAGAACUUACAUAGUUAGCUGGAACGACCAUUUCUUUGUGCUGAAGGUUGACGCUGACGCUUACUACAUCAUCGACACGUUGGGCGAGCGGCUCUUUGAAGGGUGCAACCGAGCUUUCAUGUUACGGUUUGACGACUCCACGGUCAUGCAUCGUAGGGUCGAGAAGGAAAAGCCCGGCUCCAGCUCGGAGGAAAUGCCAGGGGCUGAGCCUGCUGAACCUGAGGCAACAAGCGAUCAAGAAGAAAUAUGCAGUGGAAAAGAAUGUUGCAGAGAGUUCAUUAAGAGAUUUCUGGCUGCCAUACCACUUAGGGAACUUGAAGAGCAGGAGACAAAGGAAGCAGUUUCCUACUUUGCUCUCCACCAGAGAUUGCAGAUCGAGUUUAACUACUGCUCUUCACCACCAGACAUUUCUUAGUCUACUCAUUCAACUUCCUCCCUCUCCUAACAUAGCUUAGUCGCUCGCGUAUUCUGUAUAAAUUUGCUUCAAUUCCUUCAAUCCACGACAAGAUUUCCACCAACACUGGAAUGAUAAGUUUCUUUAUCCCUCUUUUUCCUUUUCA